GGUCAGAGCUGAACUCUGCAGUCAAAAUGGCGGCGCCCUUCAGGACAAUAAUGUGUCGUUCAGUGUUGAGACUCUCCAGCAGAAAGUUCAGCGCGACAUGUGGAGUACAAGGUGGAGAGAAAUGGAGAAUACAACAUGGGCUUGCCAGAAUCGGGACAGAAUAUGGACCUCUGACAGAUCUACCUGACUGGUCAUUUGCAGAUGGACGCCCAGCUCCUCCAAUGAAAAACCAACUGAGGAGACGUGAGGAGAGAGAAGCUUUAUCUAGGCGCAUCGUGAUGCUGUCCACGGAGAUGGACAAAGGAAUAGAGAUGUGGAAGGAGAAGCUGGAGGAGGCCAAGCGAGCAGAGGAGCACAAAAAGUCGUUUUUACUCAAACCUAAAGGGAAAUUAUUAAUGAAGAAGAAAUCCAAGAGUUAGGAGCAAAUGAUACACGUUCCUGUUGCUGUAGCUGCUACUUCCUGUUUGAGGUGGAGGUGGAGCUUAAACAGGUCAUCAGUUCAUCACAGGACACAGAUUUUCAUUAAAAUCACAUGUAUUUGUCCAAUCCUUUGACUUUUCUAUCUGCUGUCUUAAAAUAAACAUUUCUGUUUUAUAACAACUUAUGUUUGUGCUUUAGUAGCUGUUUAAAAACAACAAAAUAAACUAGACACGCCCCUAUGAA
Messenger RNA from Austrofundulus limnaeus, 663 nucleotides. RefSeq names its product mitochondrial ribosomal protein L52 (gene mrpl52). NCBI's taxonomy places the organism in Eukaryota, Metazoa, Chordata, Actinopteri, Cyprinodontiformes, Rivulidae. Gene Ontology annotation, cellular component: mitochondrial large ribosomal subunit. Gene Ontology annotation, biological process: mitochondrial translation. The record is from RefSeq and is a predicted model, not a curated record. The transcript is spliced from 5 exons. Bases 27 to 419 code for a protein of 130 amino acids. Gene Ontology annotation, molecular function: structural constituent of ribosome.